Molecule: messenger RNA, 810 nt
Organism: Schistocerca nitens (vagrant locust)
Lineage: Eukaryota; Metazoa; Arthropoda; Insecta; Orthoptera; Acrididae
Exons: 1
Coding region: 1-810 (269 amino acids)
Molecular function (GO): protein dimerization activity
Source: RefSeq, a predicted model, not a curated record
AUGACGUCUUCCGUUCGACGUUGGGAUGUCCUGAAGAAGUAUCUGCCUAACCUGUCACUGAAGCCAUUGAGCAAUAGUAUGUGGGGAAGUCGCGUCGAUGCACUUACGCCCCUGAGGUUUCAAAUUGGAGGCGUUUAUGAUGCACUGGUUCAGAUAUCAGAAGAAUUCGAUGGCAUGACCGCUCACGAAGCAACGUCACUUGCGAAUCCAAUAAAAAAUUCCACCCUUCUGACUUCUCUGGUAAUCUGGUACGACGUUCUGCUUCACAACAGUGUAGUCAGUAAGACCCUCCAGACCAUUGACAUACAUGUUUCUGAGACUGUGGAAAUGCUUGAAAAAACGAAAGUAUAUUUUGAGACCAGGAGAACAGAAGAAAUGUUUGUGUCUUUCUUGACAGAUUCCAAAGAAUUGGCUACAGAAUUAGAGCUAGAAGAUCUAACGUUACCACAUGAGUCAAGCGACAUUCAUGCACUGGAGUUGAGGGAAGAACUAAAAAUGCUUUCAACAUUGUUGAAACCUGGAAUAGGUUCAAAAGAGACUCUGAAGUUUAUAGGAAGACAUAAUUUUUGCCCUAAUGUUAACAUUGCUCUGAGAAUUCUCCUAACACUCCCAGUGACAGUUGCGAGUGGAGAGAGGAGUUUCUCAAAACUGAAAUUGAUAGAGACAUACCUCCGAUCAACGAUGAGCCAAACUCGUUUGAAUGAUCUUGCAACAAUAUCGAUUGAGAACGAGCUUGCAGAGGACUUAAAUUACACAGAUCGUGUGAAAGAGUUUGCACAAGCAAAAGCCAGGAAUGUUCGAUUUACCUAG